Messenger RNA from Sphaeramia orbicularis (orbiculate cardinalfish), 3150 nucleotides. It is a transcript of the gene ercc4, whose product is annotated as excision repair cross-complementation group 4. Gene Ontology annotation, cellular component: nucleotide-excision repair factor 1 complex. The transcript has 11 exons. NCBI's taxonomy places the organism in Eukaryota, Metazoa, Chordata, Actinopteri, Kurtiformes, Apogonidae. The record is from RefSeq and is a predicted model, not a curated record. Bases 139 to 2820 code for a protein of 893 amino acids. Gene Ontology annotation, molecular function: damaged DNA binding; single-stranded DNA endonuclease activity; single-stranded DNA binding. Gene Ontology annotation, biological process: double-strand break repair via homologous recombination; nucleotide-excision repair involved in interstrand cross-link repair; resolution of meiotic recombination intermediates.
AAAACAAUGAACAACAGAAAUGAGAAGUGUUCCUGUAGGAGGUUUAUGAUGCUAUAGUACUCUUUUGGAUUGCGUAAUCACUAAAAGGAAGAGGAAUUGUGUUGUUUUCGUUCUUGUUCUUUCGGUAGCGGUUCCGUCAUGGCGGGGCCGUUGUUAGAGUUCGAGACGGAAAUGUUUCUGGGUCUGUUCGGCUCUGACGGGCUGCUGGUGGUGGCGGAGGGCAUGGGGGUAGACCGCAUCCUGCUGCAGUUCAUGAGGGUUUACUCAGAACAGGGAAGCCUGGUCCUUCUGCUGAACACAACCACAGCUGAACAGGAAUAUUUUACUGAGCAGUUGCGAGUGGAGGGUGUGACCCACCUGCCAAGGACAGUGACCAGUGACAUCCAGAGCACCGAGCGUUUUAAUGUGUACACUGAAGGAGGGGUAUUGUUCGUAACCAGCAGAAUCCUAGUGGUUGACUUUCUCACUGAUCGCAUCCCUGCUCAUCUCAUAUCAGGAAUCCUGGUGUACCGUGCUCAUAAAAUUAUUGAGUCCUGUCAGGAGGCAUUCAUUCUCCGCUUAUUUAGGCAGAAGAACAAGACGGGCUUCAUUAAAGCCUUCACUGACAAGGCCACAGCCUUCUCCUCAGGCUUCUGCCAAGUGGAGCGUGUGAUGAGGAACCUCUUUGUCAAGAAACUCUACCUUUGGCCAAGGUUCCAAGCAUCAGUGAAUACAGUGUUGGAGAAGCACAAGCCGGAAGUGGUAGAGCUUCAUGUGUCAUUGACACCAGCUAUGAGGGCCAUCCAGAGCUCCAUCCUGGACAUUAUGGGUGCCUGUCUGAAGGAGCUGAAACGCUACAACCCAACUCUGGAGGCUGAGGACCUGUCACUGGAGAACACACUAGGCACUGCCUUUGAAAAGACCAUUCGUCACUAUCUGGACCCCCUGUGGCACCAGCUUGGAGCAAAGACCAAAGGCCUGGUCCAGGACCUCAAGGUGCUGAGGGUUCUCUUGCUCUACCUCACCCAGUACGACUGCGUCACUUUCCUCAAUCUGCUCGAGUCAUUGCGCUCCAGCCAGAAGAUCUUUGGGUCCAAUUCAGGGUGGCUGUUUCUGGACUCUAGUACCUCAAUGUUUUUGAAUGCGAGGAGUCGAGUGUAUCGAAUACCAGAGAGCAAGAAGAAACUCAAAGUUGGAGCUGAUGCAGAAAAACAGAAGCCAGCCUCAGAGUUGAAGCGGGAACUGGUGCUGGAAAAGAGCCCCAAGUGGGAGGCUCUGACAGAGGUACUGCAGGAGAUUGAGAGAGAGAACAAGAGCUCUCAUGAGCCAGGUCGUGUGUUGAUCUGUGCCAGUGAUGACAGGACUUGUGCCCAGUUGCAGCAGUACAUCAGGCACGGCUCUGACUGGCUGCUCAACAGAUUAUACACCCGCACAAUCGGUAAACGGGACACCGCUUCAGCUGCCGCCUUUGAACUCGGCUCGCACAAAAAGGGGAAAGGCUGGACCAAAAAAGGAAUGAAGGGAAAGGAACCUGCAAAGAAGACGACUGCAAAGGCAACAAAAAGGCCGUCGCUGACCCUGACUCAGAUGGUGGGAAAGGAGGAGACCAAAGAAGUAGCAGUGAUGGGCAGCAGUGGUGAUGAGAAUGAACUGAUGGAAGAAGAUGGAAGUGAAGAAGAAGAGAUCAAGUUAGAUUUGUCAUCCGAUGCUUACUACGGAGUCUUGAAGGAGCCGCUCACCGUGAUUCACCCGCUAAAGGGCUGUGUUGACCCUCACAGCCUGACACGGGUGCUGCAUGAGGUGGAGCCUGAUUUUGUGGUGCUUUACGACGCCGAGCUGAGUUUCGUCCGCCAGCUGGAGAUCUACAAAGCAAGUCGGCCUGGAAAGCCUCUUAGGGUGUAUUUCCUUAUAUAUGGAGGCUCAACAGAGGAGCAGAAGUAUCUGACAGCGCUCUCUAAAGAGAAGAAAGCUUUUGAGCAUCUGAUCAGGGAGAAAGCUACCAUGGUCAUCCCAGAAGAAAGGGAAGGGCGAGAAGACACCAACCUGGACUUGGCAAGAAAUUUAGAGCCUGCCAAUGCCACCACCAACACCCUCAAAGCAGGAGGCCAGGAGCAGCCCAAAGAGCCUUCGCGAGUCAUUGUGGACAUGCGUGAGUUCCGUAGUGAACUGCCAUCCCUUCUCCACCGCCGUGGACUGGACAUCGAGCCCGUUACACUGGAAGUCGGAGACUACAUCCUGACUCCAGACACAUGUGUAGAGAGGAAGAGUGUCAGUGAUCUUAUUGGCUCACUGCAGAGUGGCCGUCUGUACACCCAGUGCCUCUCUAUGACUCGGUACUACAGGAAACCAGUGUUGCUCAUUGAGUUUGAUCCAAGUAAACCGUUCUCUUUGAUGGCCCGCACAGAUUUCCGACAGGAGAUAUCAUCGAAUGACAUUUCUUCGAAACUCACUUUACUCACGUUGCAUUUCCCACGCCUUCGUAUACUAUGGUGCCCUUCCCCUCACGCUACGCCUGAGCUCUUCUUAGAACUGAAGCAGGGCCGUCUUGAACCAGACGCCGCGGCAGCUCAGGCAGUUACAGCUGAGUCGGACACGGUGGCUGAAUCCGCAGAUAUCUACAAUCCGGGACCUUAUGACUUCCUGUUAAAGAUGCCUGGGGUCAAUACAAAAAAUUGUAGGGCUCUUAUUAAAAAUGCCGACAGCCUGGCAGAUCUAGUCAAACUCAGCCAGCACAAGCUAGCAGAAAUACUCGGGAACACAAACAAUGCUAAGUUACUGUAUGAAUUUUUGCAUAAUGUUGCAGAUGUCCCUGCUCCUGUGCAAAAGAGCAAACAGACGUAACAGUGACUCAUGUCUCUGUUCAGACUCGGUUCAUGUUGGAUUUGUACAAUACUGUGGAUGACUCAUUUACCAGCAAAUGUGAAGAUGAUAUCAUAUUAAUGUGUAGAAUUAAUGAAAAUAAGUCAGGUUUUGGUAUUGUGUCAUAGGUUAUUGGUUGCUACUUUUAAAGAUAAAGAUAAAAAAAAAAAAAAAAAAAACAUUUUUAAUGAAUUUAUAAUGGAAAUAAAAAUUUAUUUUCAUAAUUUCCUUGUUUAACCUGUCAUUUUAUAAACAAAAGCUUGCUACACCAUAUAGAUAUUAUCCCAUCCAUCAAAUGAAUUUGAACAACAG